Molecule: messenger RNA, 2857 nt
Organism: Morone saxatilis (striped sea-bass)
Lineage: Eukaryota; Metazoa; Chordata; Actinopteri; Moronidae
Gene: anxa11b
Product: annexin A11b
Exons: 14
Coding region: 1-1539 (512 amino acids)
Biological process (GO): cytokinetic process; phagocytosis
Cellular component (GO): cytoplasm
Molecular function (GO): calcium-dependent phospholipid binding; calcium ion binding
Source: RefSeq, a predicted model, not a curated record
AUGAGCUACCCAGGAUACCCUCCUCAGUCCGGUGGAUACCCACCACAAGCAGGGGGCUACCCACCUCAACCAGGGGCAUAUCCCCCCCAGGCAGGCGGCUACCCACCGGCAGCAGGGGGCUAUCCCCCACAGGCAGGCGGUUAUCCCCCACAGGCAGGCGGCUACCCACCCCAGGCAGGUGGCUACCCACCCCAGGCAGGCGGCUACCCACCCCAGGCAGGCGGUUACCCUCCCGCAGCAGGUGGCUAUCCUCCAGCAGCAGGCGGUUACCCUCCAGCAGCAGGGGGCUACCCUCCCCAGGCCGGUGGUUUCCCUCCAGCAGCUGGAGGCUUCCCUUCUCAGGCAGGAGGAUACCAACCACAGCCUGGAGCAGGAGGUUAUCCCUCCAUGCCUCCAGCAGGUGGAGGCUGGGGUGCAGCACCAGGUGGCUAUGGAGCGCCAGCUGGAGCUCAGCAGGGAUACCCAGGGGGUCCUGCCCCAGGCCAGCCCAUGCCAAGUUACCCUGGAGCCCCAGCGACUAACCCCUCUAUGCCUGGAUAUGGAAGUGGUGUUCCGUCCAACCCUCAGGCACCUGCCAUUUCUAAAGGGUUCAGGGGAUCUAUUAAAGACUUUCCAGGGGCCGAUCCACUGAGGGAUGUUGAAGUUCUUCGAAAAGCUAUGAAGGGUUUUGGCACUGAUGAAAACGCCAUUAUUGAACUUCUGGGAAGUCGUAGCAACAAGCAGAGGGUUCCAAUGGUUGCAGCCUAUAAAACAACUUAUGGGAAGGAUUUAUUCCACGAUCUGAAGUCUGAGCUCACUGGAAACUUUGAGAAACUGGUUCUUGCCAUGUUGAUGACCCCUACCCAGUUUGAUGCAUCUCAACUCAGAGAGGCUAUAAAGGGCGCAGGAACUGAUGAAGCUUGUCUGAUUGAGAUCCUCUCAUCACGCUCCAAUGCAGACAUUUGUGAAAUCACCAGAAUCUACAAAGCUGAGUACGGGAAGAGCCUGGAGGAUGCCAUCAGCAGCGACACCUCCGGUCACUUCCGCAGACUCAUGGUCUCUCUCUGCCAGGGAAAUCGUGACGAAAGGGAGGCCGUUGAUGUCUCCCUGGCCAAACAGGAUGCUCAGAAACUGUACGCUGCCGGGGAAAAUAAAGUGGGAACUGAUGAGUCUCAGUUUAAUGCCAUCCUGUGUGCUCGCAGCAAGCCUCACCUUCGUGCAGUCUUCCAGGAGUACCAGCAGAUGUGUGGGCGAGACAUUGAGAAGAGUAUUUGCAGGGAAAUGUCUGGCAACGUGGAGUCUGGCAUGGUGGCUGUGGUGAAAUGCAUCAAGAACACCCCUGCCUACUUUGCAGAAAGGCUCCACAAGGCCAUGCAGGGAGCAGGGACCAAGGACACAACCCUCAUCCGUAUCAUGGUAUCUCGCUCUGAGAUCGAUAUGUUGGACAUCAGACAGGCGUAUGCGCAGACUUACGGAAAAUCACUGUACACUGCCAUCUCAGGUGAUACUUCCGGGGAUUACAAGAAGCUGCUGCUGAAGCUGUGUGGAGGUAGCGACUAGAAGGAAAGGAGGAUAACUCAUCAAAAGGACAAAAUAUGUCCACACUGAAACAAUGUUAUAGGACCAUAUAUCACCUCUGAUGCAUGUAGUCAAAGUUAGUUAUCCUAUAACAACAGUCAAUCAUUAUUACUUUUGUAUUCUUUCCAGUGUCAUGAUAGACUUUGUUCUGCUACUGUACUGUAGUAGAUGAUUGCCAAAUAGGAAAUAUAUUAAGAUGAAUAUUUUUUAAAAAUGCAGUAGAUAGCUGGGAAAAAGGUGUUCUAAAGAAAUGUGAGUUCUAACAAAAUCAUUAUAGCUAUCCUAACUAUUAUAUAGAAUAGUGUUUGAAAUGGCUAAACUUCAAUUUGUAAUUUAUCAUUAAAGAAAAGUUUAUUUGGAGGAAUGGUAAAAGUUUCAGGAAAUUAGAGAAAAGAUGUAGAGCAAGAAUGAGUGUUCAUUUAUGUAAUAUAUAAAGUAAAUGUACAAGAAAACAUUAAGUACAAUAUACAUGCAUUAAUUUCUGUUACUGAGGUAAAGUAUUCCUCACUACAAGCAUUUAGGCAAUUUAAUAUAUACAAAGUUGUGUGUGAGUUAUUAUGCAAGUUUUAGCAAAUUCAGUACUGCUGAAUGUCACACAGAAUAAAUAUUAUCAUUUAAUGGCUGUUUAACUGCUAACAAAUUCCAGGCAAUUUUUGAAUGUAAGAAAUGAAGAUCUGCAAAUAACGUCUCCUCUGUCUUUGUGUCAACUAACCAGAGUUUUACUCCUGCUUGCAAAUCUAUGCAAAUUAGCUGUUCACUUUAAAUCCUUUUAUAUCAGCUUUAAAAUACGCUUCGUUUGGUCUUGAAAUGUAAACCUAUUCAAUCAGCACUCAGCAUGAACAGACAGUGUUGCCUUUUUGCUGAAAAGCCAAAGCCUAAAGACAGAUGAUGUGCCUUCUUGUCAGGGCUGCUGUUGAGAGCUAGUCGAUGUUUCACUGUGGUUUAUCUUGCAAACAAUCAAUAAUCAUUGCAGAAAUAUAAUUCUCUAGUUCUCAAUAUUUUGUUUACAGUGUUCUUUACUGGUUUGUAUGUUUUGCUGCCAGUAGAGGGCUCUUUGUGCACAUGAAGUCAUUUCUCAUGUCUGUGUGAUUGUUUUUCCUGCUGACUUAGAGUUUGGCUUUAAUCUGCAUAUCCUUUACACUAACUCUACUUUGCAAUCAUCAUUGUAACAUGAUAAUGAUUGAAAUUUAAUGGAUUUUCUUUUUUUUUUUUAGUACUGUAACAUUUUACCAUUUGAUAGUCCCAGUCUCUUGGGACUUGCAAACAGCCACUUAAUUUCAAUAAAAACAUUUUGGCAUAU